AUGCCGUCUGUGGCCGCAGUCCUCGUCUUCAGCCGCAUCUUUUCUUGGCAUUAUUACAUAACGUGCGUCAGAAUUGCUGGCUAUGGCAAUGUUGCUCCAAAAACAUUCUCAGGGCGUGCAUUUUGUGUUCUGUUUGCUGUGUUUGGUAUACCUUUGACACUGCUUGCUAUUGCGGACCUCGGCAAAUUUCUUUCCGAAAUCAUUUUCGAAUUCAGUGACCGAAUUCAUGCAGAGAUAAAGUGCUUUCUUCUGUUAUUGAUCUGA
Messenger RNA from Gongylonema pulchrum, 264 nucleotides. The record is from the annotation of a GenBank genome assembly. NCBI's taxonomy places the organism in Eukaryota, Metazoa, Nematoda, Chromadorea, Rhabditida, Gongylonematidae.